CGAUGGCUAUCCAUCGUAUUCAUACAGUGGACAGCUGCCAGAAAUAUCUUCGAAACAACGGCAGCGGUAGCAAGUAUGUGCUGAGGGCUCCUUUGCCGCUGUAUAAAGCAUGAACCUUGCGACGCUCGGGAGAGAUUGUCCAGACAUCAGCCCCACGCAUUGCAGCGUCUCUUGCAAUCCUUGCAUAUACCGCGUACGAUGUCUAGCUUACGUCUUGACCUGAACCCUACCAUGGGAGGUUGGUUUGUUGGAGCACUGUUCUCGGUCAUGUUCUAUGGCGUGACGUGUGCUCAAGGGGUGUACUAUUGUCGGCACUACUUCAGCCCCGACAAAAAGUCUAUCAAAGCACUUGUCGCCUUCGUAUGGGCACUUGAUACUGUCAUCACUAUCUCAGACGUUUGUGUGACUUGGUCCUUUCUUGUCCAAGGACACGCCAACUUACUCGCACUCAACGUCAUUCCGAAGUUAUAUGUCCUGGAGUAUGCAACCACUACCGUGACCACCUGCAUUGUGCAAGUCUUCUAUAUCCACGGCAUCUGGCAAUUGCUCGAUCAAUCGUACCCAAGCUCUAUCAAGUGGACAGUCACUUUGGUGCCGAUGAUCUUGUCCCUGUUGUCUGUAGUAUUUGGCAUUGUCGGCGUUCAUAUCUCUACUGCGCAUGGAUGGAUAAUCUCAAAGACCCUACCUCCAGACACGGUCCCCACAGCAAUCAGGGUCUGCGCGGCAGCCGUAGCGGACGUGUGGAUUUGUGUUUCCAUUUCCUGGGCAUUGCGCAACAAGAUGACGGGCUUCAAGCGUACAGAUAGUGUCCUCCAGAAACUCACUAUAUACAUCAUCCAUCGUGGUAUCCUCACGACUGUGUUGCAGAUCGCGCUCUUGGGGACGUACUUAGGCUCCAUCUACCAGACCAAGUUGAUCUGGGCUAUCUUUCAUUGCGCGGGAGGCAAGAUCUACGUCAACUCAAUGAUGGCUGUGUUGAACGCUCGCCUACAUCUCAAGAGUGGGGUAUCGCAUGCAUCUGCUUACACGUUUUAGAAAAUGACUGUAUCGUAAAUAAGUUCUGAAGAGUACGACGUCUUGUAGUGUGGCAUAUUCGUUGAAGUGUAACAGUAGACUGUAGGAGUAUAUGCAUCGGCACAGCGCCAUUCGAGAACAAUCGGACGGUCGAACCGGCUCUCAGAUCUCAUCACUGAAUUUGAUGC
Rhodofomes roseus is the source of this 1202-nucleotide messenger RNA. RefSeq lists its product as uncharacterized. The record is from RefSeq and is a predicted model, not a curated record. The transcript has 20 exons. NCBI's taxonomy places the organism in Eukaryota, Fungi, Basidiomycota, Agaricomycetes, Polyporales, Fomitopsidaceae. The coding region runs from base 199 to 1035 and encodes 278 amino acids.